This is a messenger RNA of Colletotrichum spaethianum, 1278 nucleotides long. Its product is annotated as arginyl-tRNA--protein transferase 1. NCBI's taxonomy places the organism in Eukaryota, Fungi, Ascomycota, Sordariomycetes, Glomerellales, Glomerellaceae. The transcript has a single exon. Gene Ontology annotation, molecular function: arginyl-tRNA--protein transferase activity. The record is from RefSeq and is a predicted model, not a curated record. The coding region runs from base 1 to 1278 and encodes 425 amino acids. Gene Ontology annotation, biological process: protein arginylation. Gene Ontology annotation, cellular component: cytoplasm.
AUGGGCUAUCGUUUUUUAGGCUUCUCCUACUAUGCUAAAGCCACAUCCCUCACUCCCGAAUAUUAUCAGACCCUGUUGGACCACUAUUGGAGGCGCUCCGGCACGACCCUCUAUCGGCCGGACCAGCUCCAUGCGUGCUGUGUUCACUACACUCUCCGGCUGGACUCCACCCAGUUCAAGCCCACCCGGGAUCAGCGCCAAACGAUUAACCGCUUCAACAAGUUCCUGACGGGAGAGGCCUACACAAAGGAGGCGGCCCGUCUCCACCCGCGCACACGCGAGCAGGCAAGGAAGCGGGAUUCCGAAUUCGAUCUGAUUGAGAGGGUCCACGAGGCGGAGUACGACUCGCUACAGGUGCCUCCCGAGCCCGCUCACGUCUUCACCGUCACCCUGGAGCAUGACGACUUCACCGAGGAGAAGUACCUCGUGUACGAGAACUACCAACGCGUCGUUCACAAGGAACAGCCUGCGGAUAUCACGAGGCGUGGCUUCCAGCGCUUCCUGUGCGAGUCUCCUGUUCAGCGCAAGACAAUCACGACAGCCGAUGGCAAGGAGCAGCGUCUGGGAUCCUUCCAUCAGUGCUACCGCCUAGACGGCAAGCUGGUGGCCAUUGGCGUCUUGGAUUUGCUGCCCCACUGCGUCAGUGCCGUGUACUUCCUCUACCAUGAGUCCAUUCACAAAUACGCCCCAGGGAAGCUGGGCGCGAUUCGCGAGAUUGCUCUGGCGAGGGAGGGGGGCUAUCGCUACUGGUACCCUGGGUUCUAUAUCCACACGUGUCCCAAGAUGCGGUACAAGAUGGACUACAUGCCGCAGUACAUACUGGACCCAGAGACUCUAGCUUGGGAUCUGAUGGACAAACGGGUUACGGACCUUCUUGACAAGAAGCAGUAUCUGAGCUUGUCCAAGGAAGCCCCCAAUAGUCUGGGAGAUGACGGCUCCGAGGAAGCCACGGAAAAGACAACGGCAGGCAAUGAGCUUGCCGGGGAAGACCCUAUGGACGAGAGCGACGACGACGAUGGCGAUACCUUUCUUUUCAACACUGGCAUGCCGGGCGUCAUGUCCCUGGAUGAGAUUCGCUCCAUGGACCAGAUGGACCACCUCAAGCUGCGAAUAGACGGCUCCGGCAUGCUCUUCGAGACGGGCGACCUGGUGGCCUGGCAGCGUCAGGACGUCGGGGCGAGCGGGUGUCUGAAAGCUGGAAUUGCAGAGUUGGUGGCCGCUUUGGGGCCUGAAUUGUUGGAUGAUCUAGUAGUAGACUUUUGGAAUCCUCAUCUUUAA